AAGUACACCUUUUGUACUUUACCCUCUUUCUUUGUCUCUCUUUACCUUUCCUUAUAUAUUUAUAGUACUCACCACCCCACCCCUAAUUAUCUAUCAAUCACAUAAUAAUGAACAAGCUCAUGCGCCGGCUGGCUCGAGCCUCUCACUCUCUCCUCCGCUCCUCCGCCGCUCUCGGUGGCUCCUCCGCUAGCGUACCGGAGGGUCACCUACCCGUUUACGUGGGCGAAGAGAUGGAACGGUUCGUGGUAAGCGCCGAGUUACUAAGCCACCCACUCUUCAUAAGCUUGCUUAACAAGUCGGCUCAGGAAUAUGGCUACCAACAGAAAGGUGUCCUACGUAUCCCCUGCCACGUCAUCAUUUUCCGGCGGCUCAUGGAAGCUUUGAGGGUUGGUGAAGAAGCUUCUUAUGAUCUACAACAUCUUUUGUCACAACAUAAUAAUAUUGAUAAUAUCUAUUGAUGGUAGGUAGAGUGAGAUCAUUAGUUCGUAUGUGUUACACUUACACCACUUGAGUUGUAUAUUAAUUACUUUCUUGUGUUUAUAAAUAAAUGUUAAUGACAACUUAGAAUAUAUAUUAAGUUUUUAUUCCGAGUCUUGUAUUUGAA
This is a messenger RNA of Helianthus annuus (common sunflower), 604 nucleotides long. Its product is annotated as auxin-responsive protein SAUR72-like. The coding region runs from base 108 to 458 and encodes 116 amino acids. Gene Ontology annotation, biological process: response to auxin. Lineage: Eukaryota; Viridiplantae; Streptophyta; Magnoliopsida; Asterales; Asteraceae. The record is from RefSeq and is a predicted model, not a curated record. The transcript has a single exon.